Molecule: messenger RNA, 3078 nt
Organism: Ogataea angusta
Lineage: Eukaryota; Fungi; Ascomycota; Pichiomycetes; Pichiales; Pichiaceae
Exons: 1
Coding region: 1-3078 (1025 amino acids)
Biological process (GO): protein import into nucleus
Cellular component (GO): cytosol; nuclear envelope
Molecular function (GO): small GTPase binding
Source: RefSeq, a predicted model, not a curated record
AUGGAAUCCGAGGUCGCCCAGCUGAUCUCGCAUCAGACAAACCCCGAUAAUUACGUGCGGGCCCGCGCCGAGCAGGAGUUCGACCAAUUGGUGCGCGCCGACCCCAGCCAGGCCCUGUGCACGCUCGUCGUGGUCGGCACCUCUCCUCACCUUGAUCUGGCCGUGCGACAGGGCGCGCUGCUGCACGUGAAACGGCUCGUGCCCAAGUUUUGGUCGCCGGCGUUCGAUUCGUACGAGGGCCCGUCCACCAUCGCCGCCACCGCGAAACAGUUCGUGCGCGACGGCCUGCUCAAGCUUGUGGGCGACGCAGACUCCAAAAUCCGCAACAGCGCCAGCUACGCCAUCACACAGAUCUCUGCGGUGGACUACCCGGACGAGUGGCCCUCCCUGCUCAGCGACCUCUACGCCGCCGCCACCGACAAGGCCAGCACCGCGUACCAGGUGCUUGGCUCGCUAGCCGUGCUUCAGGACCUGUUUGACGACCUCAUUCCGGACGAGCAGUUUUUCGAGGGCGGCGUGUCGGUGCGCAUUCUGCAGACGUGCGAGAUGAUCCUGACCUCCGACUCGUACAACUUCCAGAUCAAGGCCCAGACGCUCAGGCUGCUCAAGACGGUCGUCGAUAUCUUCAACAGCGCCGAGGUGAGCGACCACCCGGCCCGCAAACAGUUUGUCGACCAGGUGGUGCCGCGGCUCGUCGACCUGUUUGCCGCGAUGGCCGCGCAGCUGGUCGAAAACGAGGCCCUGCUGCGGUCCUUGGUUAUCGUUGGUUUGAAGAACGAGCUUUAUGGCUGUCUUAGUGCCCUUGCCAACACGUUUCCCAAGCUUGUUGCGCCGCACGCGCCACGGCUGCUCGACACGGCCGUUCGCGAGCUCGCCAGCACGGCUGCCGUGUACGUGCCGCUCCUGGCUGCCCAGGACAUCGAGGCGGCCACCAACGCGCAGUUCUCGGACGUGACCGAGUUCCAGAGCGUGCACAUCGAGCGCAUCGACUCGUCAGAGCUGCUGGCGACCGCCGUUGCCGGCACGAUCGCGUUUCUGCAGGCUCUUGCCGACCUGCCGGACACGCUCCUGCCGGAAGCGACGGUGCACGAGCUAUGCUCGCUGCUGGUGCAGCUGAACGUGCUGCCGCGCGAGGCACAGGCCGGCUACGAGGCCGACUACAACGAGUUUGUCAGCGUCGAAACAGAGCUCACCAUCGAGACCGGCACCGUCGUGCGCGACGCGACGAGAGACCUGCUCGAGACCGCCAACACGGAGCUGAACGGCGCCAUGGUGGCCGAGCUCGUGCGGCGGCUCACGGCGCAGGCGCGUGCCGACGCGGCCGACGCGUCGGUCGAGAGCACGGCGUACCUGCUGCUGUGUCUGUUCUCCAACGAGGCCGAGCUGCAGCCGUCGUUCGAGCCGGCGAAGCUGCUCGAUUUUUUGCUGCAGCUGGUUCCGGAGCAGUUCCACCGCGCGCAGCUGCUCUCGGCGCGGCUAAUCAUGCUGGUCCCAAAAUUCCUGAUGAAGUACGAGCCGUACCUCAAGGAGUACGGCGUGCGCGCGCUGGAGCAGAUCCUGAGCCUGCCGCUCGACGCGGACCACGAGCUCGUGGUCGCGGCCGUGCUCAUUGCAUUCCAGUACUUCAACCACUUCAUUCCCUCGGCGCAGUUCACCACAGACAUCCAGACGCGGCUGCUCCAGCUGGUCAAGCAGCUCGCGGACUCUGCCGCCGAGGACACCAACAUCAUGCUCCUCGAGGCGCUCACCAUCAUCAUCAACAUAGACAACCGCGCGCUUGCGGCAGACGAGGCCACGCUCAUGCUCUGCAUGAACCUCGGCUUCCGCGACUGCUCGAACUUCUCGCUCACGGCGUCCGCGCUGGAGUGCAUCGAGGACCUGCUCAAGGGCCUCCCGGAACACACGUACGUGGGGCUGUGCUACAAGGCGCUGCCGCCGCUGCUGAAGGUUGUUGGCGACUCCAACGGAGAGUACUCGGCGGAGCUGGACCUGGCACUGCAGGUGCUGGCGGUGUUUCUGAAGGGCCCCGGGAGCGAGGACGCUGCCGUGCCCCAGGACGUCUUCCAGGCGGUGUUUCCGUCCAUCUGCGGCCUGAUCCUCAAGUGCGACGACGACGAGGUGCUGCAGUCGUCGUCCGAGGUGUUCAACGUGCUGCUGUCCAGAGGCUCGCCGCAGAUCCGCGCGUACCGCGACGCCGCGUCCGGCGCAACGGGCAACGAGCUGCUGCUCAAGAUCGUGUCGAAGUUCCUGUCGCCGGCGAUGAGCGACCGCGCGAUCGUGCGGCUCGGCGACCUCAUUGUGCUGCUGAUCACCAACUUCAGCUCCGAGUCUUCUGUGUGGCAGCACUUCCAGGACAUUCUCCGGGCGGCCACCCUGCGCCUGCUGGCCGCAAAGGAGAUGAUCACGAUCGAGAACCUCGUGCUGGUCUUCAACACGCUCACCGUCCUGCAACCACAGCAGACCGUCGACUUCCUCGCCGGCUUUGCGGUCGACGGCGGGUCUGCGCUCGAAAAAGUGCUGCCCGUGUGGCUGCAGGCGUUCGAGGUGAUGCGCGGCUACGACCGGAUCCUGUCCAACAUCCGCGCAUUCAUCGAGAUGUACCGGCUGGACGACGCGCGGCUGAAACGCACGCUGGUCAACGGCGACGUGCUGCCGAACCAGGUGCCGGACGACGUGAUCGUGACGCGGUCGAUGGCCCGCAAGAUGCCGCUCCGGUACGAGCAGGUCGGCGCAGACGUCAAGAUCGUGCGUCUGCUGCUCAACGAGUACAAGUUCCAGGUGCGGUCGGCGCAGAAGACAGAGCAGGCCGAGACCGCACAGCCGCCCGACGACGACGACGGCUGGGAAGACCUCGACGACGUGGGCGUGCCGUCGUUCGAGCAGCUGCAGCAGUACGUCCACGAGGACGAGCACACGGGCAGAACGCUCGCAGACAAUCACGGCGACGAGAUCCGCCAGCUGCUCGCCGCGUUCUUCAAGGAGUGCACGGCCAAGAACCUGUGCGGGUUCCAAGACGUGUACGCGCGGCUCGGCGACGAGGACAAGCGGUUUCUGACCGAGUACGUAGCAUUUACCUAG